Echinococcus granulosus is the source of this 3342-nucleotide messenger RNA. RefSeq names its product Coatomer subunit beta'. Gene Ontology annotation, biological process: intra-Golgi vesicle-mediated transport; retrograde vesicle-mediated transport, Golgi to endoplasmic reticulum; intracellular protein transport. NCBI's taxonomy places the organism in Eukaryota, Metazoa, Platyhelminthes, Cestoda, Cyclophyllidea, Taeniidae. Gene Ontology annotation, molecular function: structural molecule activity; protein binding. Bases 1 to 3342 code for a protein of 1113 amino acids. The transcript has 13 exons. The record is from RefSeq and is a predicted model, not a curated record. Gene Ontology annotation, cellular component: COPI vesicle coat.
AUGCCUCUUCGGUUGGACGUACGCAAAAAGCUUUCUUCGCGAUCUGACAGGGUAAAAGCCGUAGAUCUACAUCCUACCGAACCAUGGAUUUGUGCCUGUCUCUACAACGGGAACGUUCAUGUUUGGAACAUUGAGUCACAACAACUAAUUAAGACUUUUGAAGUCUGCCCUGUUCCUGUUCGCGCCGUCCGUUUCGUUGCGCGAAUGAAUUGGAUUGUUACCGGAGCAGAUAAUCAAUGCCUGACCGUUUACAAUUACAAUACCCUGGAACGGGUGCAUCAGCAGGUGGAAGCACACGGUGACUACAUUCGAUCAAUUGUCGUACAUCCAACACAGCCGCUCAUCCUUACAUGUUCAGAUGACGUGACGAUUCGGUUAUGGGAUUGGGAGAAAAACUGGAAAUGUGCGCAGUCUUUUGGCUUCUACACUCUGCUGACAGUUUACUGCAUUCAUUCGUCCACCCUUCUACUUGACUGUAAACUCGACCAUCUUUUCAUCGAUAACUCCACCGAGAUCUUCAGUGGUCAUUCACACUACGUAAUGCAGUUGAUGAUCAAUCCAAAGGACAAUAACACCUUCGCCAGCGCCUCUUUGGACUGUACUGUAAAGGUCUGGUCACUGGGCUCGCCACAGGCCAACUUCACGCUGGAAGGCCAUGAGAAGGGCGUGAAUUGUGUGGACUAUCAUCCGAGUCCAGAUAAGCCCUACUUAGCCAGUGGAUCAGACGACCAUACGGUGCGAAUUUGGGACUACCAGACGAAGCUUUGCGUGCAGGUGCUUGAAGGACAUGUACAAAAUGUCACUGCACUGGCUUUCCACACCGAACUCCCGGUCAUCCUCACCGGUUCCGAGGAUGAUACUGUGCGUGUCUGGCACUCCACCACCUACCGCCUCGAAUCGACACUCAAUUAUGGUCUGGGUCGCGUUUGGACUGUGCAGUGUCGCGGCGUGGGCGGACGCCAGACUGUAGUUGGUGUGGGCUACGACGAGGGCACCGUAGUGAUUGCUCUCGGCCGUGAACACCCUGCCGUUUCCAUGGAUGCCUCAGGCAAAUUGGUGUGCGCGCGACAUAGUGAGAUGGUCAACGCUAACUUACGCUCGGUGAUUGCAGUGGCAAUGGCUUCGGGCGGGGGCGGUGGUGCUCCAGGGGCUACGGAAGGGGCGGGAGGAGAAGGUGGCAUAAUUGAAGAUGGCGCCCGUCUACCUGUGGUCUACAAGGAGAUGGGUGCUUCAGAAAUCUUCCCACAUACAGUGGCCCACAACGCCAAUGGUCGCUUUUUAGCGGUUUGUGGCGAUGGUGAAUACAUCGUCUACACAGCCAUGGCUCUGCGUAAUCGAACUUUUGGUUCAGCUCUUGAAUUUGUUUGGUCUCAGGCUGAUCCGAACGUCUAUGCUGUUUUGGAGAGCAAUUCCACCUUCAAGAUUUUCAAGAAUUUUAAGGAAGUCAAAUCUGUUAAAAUGGAUUUUGCAGCAGAUCAAGUUUUUGGCGGACACUUGCUCGGUGUCCGCUCGGUGGCUGGAUUCACCUUCUACGAUUGGUCAACUGGCCUGCUAGUGCGUCGAAUCGACGUCACUCCGGUGUCCGUUCAUUGGUCGGAAAAUGGAAAUCAAGUGGCUAUUUGUACCAAGGAUACCUUCUACAUUCUUCGAUAUCAACCGGAGGUUAUUGCGGAAGCUAUGCUCCAAGGCAUCACUGACCCUGAUGGAGUUGAAGCAGCUUUUGAGCUAAUUCCCGAUGGUGAAGUCAAGGAAUCCGUAAAGACUGGUUGCUGGUUUGGCGAAGCCUUCCUCUUCACCAACUCCACAAAUCGUCUUCAGUACUACGUAGGUGGUGAACUCGUCUCAGUUGCCCAUCUCGACCAACCCAUGUAUCUCCUUGGCUAUCUAGCCUCCGAAAAUCGCGUCUUCCUCAUUAACCGUGAUCUUAAGGUUGUCAGCUACACGCUCUCACUCUCCGUCUUAGAGUACGAGAGUGCUGUACUGCGUGGCGAUUUUGAGUCGGCCGACGCCAUCCUUCCAAACGUUCCCACGGCAGCAAGGACGAAAGUAGCUCACUUCUUGGAGCGCCAGGGCUUCAAACGGCAGGCCAUGCAGGUGACGGUUGACCCCGAACACAAAUAUGACCUUGCCAUACAGUUGGACGACGUGACGACGGCGUAUGACUUGAUCAAGGAGGAGGAUGUGGAGGGAAAUGAGGCAAAGUGGAAACAGCUUGCCGAAGUGGCCUUGAAGGCAUGCAACUUCUCUCUCGCUCAAGAAUGCUUCGCCAAGACUCAAGACUACGCCAGUUUCCUCCUCAUCGCCACCAGUCGUGGUGACAUUGACAUGAUGCGAAAGUUGGCUUCCGACGCCUCCGCGGCGCAAGUCGAUAAUCUCGCCUUCCUCGCCUACUUCCUGCUCGGCAAUCUCGAAGCCUGCCUUGAGUUGUUGCUUAAAAGUGAGAAGUACCCCGAGGCGGCGUUCUUUGCACGCACCUAUUUGCCAAGUAAGGUGCCGGAGGCGGUUGAAAAGUGGCGAAAGUGGCUUGAAGUCUCACAUCCUAAGGCGGCUGAAGCCCUAGCCAAUCCAUCUCAGUAUCCAAAUCUAUUUCCUCACUGGGAGGAGUGCCUUGCCGCGGAAAAGUGGCUCGCGGAGGACCACAAGAAGCGCAGAAAUUUACCCGCCACAGCCUACCCUCAACAAACUCCUCUAUGGGAACGUAAAAUUGCCGAGGAGAUGCUUUCGUUUAAACCCCUGUCGGCUGAUCUCCUGGAUAUUCAAAAGGAAGUGGGACUCACGGGAACCCCGUCCCAUGAUCCUAUUGAGGAAUUAUUUGGAACUCAGGAUGCGAGAACAGAGGAGGACGAUAAAGGAGGAUUUACUCCUUUCCGUGACUUUAAUGAAACAAAGGAGUUAACUCCCGAGUUUCUGGAAGCGUCAGAAGUGAAGGAAGAAGAAGGGGAUGUUUUCGCGCCUUUAGAACUCCCAGCCUCGGCUGUUGAAAGCAAGAGCGAUCCCAUCGACGACUUAUUGAAGUUGUCGCAAGCCCACACAGAAGAAAAUGUUCGAAAUGAUGUGGAGGAGGAAGAGGAUGAAGAGCAAGAGGAACCGUUUCAUGAUGCUGGACAGCAGGAAAAUGUAAUGGAUUUAUUUGCUUCCCCACCUACCGCAGGAAAUCAGCCCCUCGGAUUAGAUGACUUUGAUGUAGAAUUGGAGCAACAAUUGUCAGCUUUCAAUAUCGGUGCCAGUGAAGGCGUUCAAAAGCCUACAAGUCUGAAGAAAGAUCUCCUUGACGAUGAUGGUUGGGGCGAAGAUGACGAUGGUGAUGGUAUUGAGGAGGGCGAUGGUGGUGAUCAUAACUGA